Messenger RNA from Eimeria maxima, 2712 nucleotides. RefSeq lists its product as hypothetical. Bases 1 to 2712 code for a protein of 903 amino acids. Lineage: Eukaryota; Apicomplexa; Conoidasida; Eucoccidiorida; Eimeriidae. The record is from RefSeq and is a predicted model, not a curated record. The transcript is spliced from 2 exons.
AUGGAUUCCUUACACUAUGACUCGCUGCAGCAGCAAGCUGCUGCUCUAUGGAAGACAUUAGAUGAAUUAGCGAGCAGCAACCCGCUGCAGUACAAGGCCUUUAUUCAGCAGCAGCUGCAGCAGCAGCAGCAACUGCAGCAGCUGCAGCAGCAGCCAGUGAUACAGCCCCACCGACCAGGCAAAAAACCAGCAGCAGCAGCAGACGCUGUUGCUGCUGCAGCAGCAGCAGCAAAUGCUGCUCCCGUUACCCCAGAGGCUGCUGCAUUCACGCCUUCUCCUGGCUUCGUAUUCAGGUUGCGCUUGGUGCACCUGCAGCAGCAGCAGAAGCAACAGCAGCAACAAAGUCUCAUCCGUGUAGUUGACGAACCCGACAGCAGCAGCAGCAAGAACAGCAGCAGCAGCAGCAGCAGCAGCAGCAGCAGCAGCAAGAGCAGCAACAACCUGUCUGGUACUGUUGUGCGGCAGAUUGAUUACUUUGUGAAUGUUUGCUCCUCAGAUAACAUCAAAGAACCAGAAGCACGCUACAGCAGCAGCAGCAGCAGCAGCAGCAGCAAGAACAGCAGCAGCAGCAGCAGCAGCAGCAGCGGCAGAUUGCCUUCCUCACCAGCUGAGUGGCAGACAGCCAAAAUUGCUGUCAGCAUUGGCAGCCGCAAAGUGCUACCACAGAAGGACCCCAGCAAGAGCAGCAGCAAAAGCAGCAGCAGCAGCAGUACUAGCAGCAGUACUAGCAGCAGCAGCAGCAGCAGCAGCAGCAGCAGCAGCAACCGCAACGUCAACAGAUCACGCGAGCUGCUGACCGUCGGCAGCGAGUCAUCAUCAACCCCAUCGUUACUCUCUAUGAUCAGCAGCAGCAGCAGCAGCAGCAACAGCAACAGCAGCAGCAGCACCCCCACCAGCACAAGCAGCAGCAGCAACAGCAGCAGCAGCAGCAGCAACAGCAACAUAAGGGUUGCUGUUGAUGUAGUUGUGCAUCCAGCAGCAAUAAAGGAAGCAAAAAGUAACACACAAUUCAGGUGUCUCCUCAGCUCCCUGUGUCUGCAGCAUCUGCUGCCAUUAGAGGAGCUACUAGCGCAGCAGGAGCAGCAGCAACAGCAACAGCAGCAGCAGCAGCAGUUGCUGCAGCAGCACCUACCCUCAGAGCAGCAGGAUAAUAACUUGCUGCUCUUACCGGGAGGAAAUGCCGUUUCCCUACCUGCUGCAGCAGCAACAACAGCAGCAGCAGCAGCAGGAGGAAAAGAAGCAGGAAAAGCACCAGCAGCAGCAACAGCAACAACAGCAGCAACAGCAGCAACAGCAGCAACAGUAACAGUCAAGCCUCUAUUACAUACCUUCUCCUUCCCUAAAUUAUUAUAUAAGGGAGGGAAGGAAGCAGCAAGACAUUUGCCGCAGAUUGCAUGCUUAUCUGAUGCAGCACGUGCUGCUGCUGCUGCUGCUGCUAGAGAAGCUGCUGCUGCUGCUGCUGCUAAAGUAGAUAGUGCAUUAGCAGCAGCUGCUGCUGCUGCUGCAGAUUCGCAGCAGCAGCAAAAAAAAGUGCCACAAGUACACCUGCCAACAAGAACAGAAGUUGAGCAGUAUCAUGAGGAGCAGCAGCAGCAGCAGCAGCAGCAGCAGCAGCAGCAGCAAGAAUUCGAUCCCUUCAAGGCUUUGCGGCAGCAGCAGCAGCAACAGCAACAGCAGCAGCAGCAGCAAUCGGGUCUUAAGGAGACAUGUCUUAUACAGGUGGUGGAGGAUAACCCGCAGCCGUCAAAGCAACAGCAGCAAAAACAGCAGCAGCAGCACCAGCAACAGCAGCAGCAGCAGGCAUUGCCUCUCAGCAGCAGCAGCAGCAGCCCCCCCGCUUCGUCUUUGCUACUGCUGAAGAAGGAGGAGCAGCAGCAACAGCAGCACCAACAAGAGAAUCAAAGCAAGCAGCAACAGGAGCAGCAGAAACCGCAGCAGCAAGACCAGCAGCAGCAGCAGAAGCAGCAGCAGCAGCAGAAGCAGCAGCAGCAGCAGCAGGAAGCGAACGAGCCGCUGCUAAGUGUCAGGACGACACGUCGUUUUAACAACCCAACAGCAGCAGCAGCAAGCAGCAACAGCAGCAGCAGCACCAGCAGCAGCUCAGCUGCUGCAGCAGGUUCAUCACAGGCAACGAAGGCAAUGUCCCAGUGGCGGGUUGAUGGUCCUCUGCAGCAGCAGCAGCAGCAGCAGCAGCAGCAGCAGAAGCAGCAGCAGCAGCAGGAGGAAGAUGGGGCAGGGCUGCUGCCAGCAGAAAAUCCUCUGCUGCAGCGUUGCUUCUCCAAGUUGCUGCAUGAGCAUCGGCAGCAGAGUGCAGCAGCAGCAGCAACACCAUCAACAGCAGCAGCAGCAACAGGAGCAGCAGCAGCAACAGCAGCAGCAGCAGCAGCAAACUAUGAUAUGAGCUUCCAUGUGUCUCCUGAGGGACAACCAGAGCUAAGAAUUACUUUUGCUGCUCCAGUAGAUCCAGAGACACUUGAGGUUACUGCUGCUCCUGACAGCAGCAGCAGCAGCAGCAGCAGCAACAGCAACAGCAGCAGCAGCAGCAGCAGCAGCAAUAUGCUGACAAUAGAGGGACGUUUUGCUGCUUCUAAGGAGACAUUUAAAUUGUCUUUGCCUUGUGCAUAUGAUGCAACAAAGGCAAGAGCAAAAUAUAAACAAAAGAAGAGACAAUUGUCUCUUCUCUUCCCUCUUAGUAAUGCAGCAGCACUAUAA